This is a messenger RNA of Acytostelium subglobosum LB1, 1005 nucleotides long. RefSeq lists its product as hypothetical. NCBI's taxonomy places the organism in Eukaryota, Evosea, Eumycetozoa, Acytosteliales, Acytosteliaceae. Bases 1 to 1005 code for a protein of 334 amino acids. The transcript has a single exon. Gene Ontology annotation, molecular function: oxidoreductase activity. The record is from RefSeq and is a predicted model, not a curated record.
AUGUCAACAACAACAACAACUAAAUCAGUAUUAUUCAAUGAGUUUGGUGAUGCCGACAAACUUUAUGUUGGCCAAGUUCCAAUUCAAUUGCCAAAGAAGGGCGAGGUUGCCGUGAAGGUGGCCGCAAUAGGCCUGAACCGUGCAGAGGUGUUAUAUAGGACCGGUAAAUAUUUGGAUAGACCAGCAAGCUAUCCAGCAUCAUUGGGUUACGAGGCUGCCGGUGUGGUCGAGUCUGUGGGCGAGGGCGUUGUCAACUUCAAGGUGGGCGACCGCGUUGCCGUACUGGUCAACACACAACAAUCAAGACAUCCCUCCAACAAGGUGCACGCAGUCUUCCCCGAGAACUCCCUGGUGCACAUCGAUGAAGGCCAGUCCAAUGUCGAAGCCGCCAGCGUGUGGAUGGCCUACCUCACCGCGUACUUUGCCCUCGUGGACAUCUCCAACCUCACCGCCGGCCAGACAAUCGUGAUCACCGCCGCCAGCAGCUCGACCGGUCUGGCCGCCAUCCAGCUUGCACGAGCACUUGGCGCGACAGUCAUCGCGACCAGUCGCACAAGCACCAAGAAGCAGCGCCUGUUGGACUUUGGCGCGCACCACUUUAUCGCCACGGGCGAGGAGGAUGUCGAGCAGCGCAUCCUCGAGCUGACCAAUGGAGUUGGCGCCAACUUGAUCUACGACCCCGUUGGAGGCCCUCUGGUCACCAAGCUCGUGUCAGCCAUUGCCUUGAGGGGCACCUUCGUCCUGUACGGUCUGUUGUCUCCAGAGCCCACGCCCUUCCCCAUCCUGCAAGUCAUGUCCAAGUAUAUCAACUUCAAGGGAUACAUCUUGUUUGAGUUCACCACUGAUGAGGCUGCAUUGACUCGCGCCACCACCUAUCUCCGCCAACACUUUUCAAAAUACCAAUCCAUUGUUGGCAAGGUGUUCAAAGGUAUCGAGGCCACACCAGCAGCCCACGUCUACCUUGAUGAGAAGGACUUGUUUGGCAAGGUCAUCGUUGAGUUCUAA